AUGACCAUCACGGAGCCCGCAGCCAGCUCCGGCUUGGGCGGCGCCAACCAUGCCGCGCAGCCGCAACAUGGCAGCCCGCAAGCAGCGCAAGAGCCCUCUGGCCAUCUCCAACGACCCGCAUGGUCGGAGCGCAGCGCCUACCGCGACGAGCAGGACUCCCAGUCCGAAGGCGACGGCGCCGAGGACCAGGAGCAGCCGCUGCUCGAGCAUGACCAGCUUGCCUCCAGCUUGAAGGGUGCCGCUCCCUCGACGCUCAACGGCAGGAGGAAGCCGCUCAAGUGGAGCGAGGUGCUUUGGGUGACGGGCACCCUGCUCCUGAUCUGCUUUCUGGUCUACACUUCACAGCUCUUCAUCAUCCUACCCUACUACCGCAACACGGUCACCUUCACCCUGCGUCAGCUCCUGGCGCUGCUCGUCCCCUUCAACCUCUGCUCGCUGGCCAUCUUCUACAACUACUACCUCUGCGUCGUGACCAACCCGGGCGACGUGCCCUCGGGGUGGCAGCCUGACUGGACCGCGCUCGACCCGGCUCCCCAGGGGCAGAUUGGCGACGGACGGGCCGGCAGCGCCGCGACGAUGGAGCUCAAGAGCUACAUCCACCGGCCGCGGUACUGCAAGGGCUGCCGGGCGUUUAAGCCGCCGCGCUCGCACCACUGCAAGACGUGCGGCAAGUGCGUGCUGCGCAUGGAUCACCACUGCCCCUGGGUGGCCAACUGCGUCGGCUUCCACAACCACGGCCACUUUAUCCGCUUCCUCGCCGCCGUCGACGUCACCUGCACCUUCCACCUGGUCAUGCUCUCGAUGCGCGUCCUGGACCGCUGGAACCGCUUCGGCUACUGGCGCGAGCCGACGACGCGCGAGAUGCUCUGCCUCGUCGCCAACUACGCCCUCUGCAUCCCCGUCCUCCUCAUGGUGGGCAUGUUUUCCGCCUACCACUUCUACUGCAUCGCCAUCAACCAGACGACAAUCGAGAGCUGGGAAAAGGACAAGGUCGCCACCCUGAUCCGCCGCGGCAAGAUCCGCAAGGUGCGCUACCCCUACAGCGUCUCGCUGCUCGCCAACGUCAAGUCGGUGCUGGGCCCGUCGCCGCUGCUGUGGUGCCUGCCGCAGAGGAUGCGCGGCGACGGCCUCGUCUACGACGUGGCAGAGGGCAUCGGGAAGGAGAGGGAAGGCGAGGGAGGGAGGGGCGAGACCCACCCGGGCGCGCAAUACCGCUGGCCGCCGCGGGACCCAAGCCGCCUCGCCCCCUCGUCGCGCGCACCGCCGCUCUUCCCCAGCUUCCGAAGCGAACGCACCAACGACGUCCACGUCGACGACGGCGGGGCGUCGCGAGGCGCAGGCUCGCCAUGGACGUACGGCAACGGCUUCAACCCUUCCCUCGUCCCGUCCAACUCGGCGCUGCGGUACCGUGGCGCGUCGUCGGUGCAAGUUUCGUCGCGCUAUCCCGGCGAAGCGGACGAGGGCGAGGGUGAAGACGAAGAGUCGUCGAUUUCGUCGGGAUCCGAUGACGACGACGACGACGACGACGACGCGGUGGGGUACCGCCGUCGUGCUGCGGCUGGGGGCAGGGGAGGGUGGAGCCAAGACCUUGCUUCCUGGCACGAUGACGAUGACGACGAAGAAGGGGAGGAGGUGGUGGGAGGGCAAGGGGCGGGGGGAAGGGGGCAGGAGCAGCGACAAGGUCGGUACAAUGUCGCCCUGCCCUCGCAAGUACUGCGGGAUCGACGCGGGUAG
Molecule: messenger RNA, 1734 nt
Organism: Pseudozyma flocculosa PF-1
Lineage: Eukaryota; Fungi; Basidiomycota; Ustilaginomycetes; Ustilaginales; Ustilaginaceae
Exons: 5
Coding region: 1-1734 (577 amino acids)
Cellular component (GO): endoplasmic reticulum membrane
Molecular function (GO): protein-cysteine S-palmitoyltransferase activity
Source: RefSeq, a predicted model, not a curated record